Messenger RNA from Numida meleagris (helmeted guineafowl), 3701 nucleotides. It is a transcript of the gene MSRB3, whose product is annotated as methionine sulfoxide reductase B3. The record is from RefSeq and is a predicted model, not a curated record. Lineage: Eukaryota; Metazoa; Chordata; Aves; Galliformes; Numididae. Gene Ontology annotation, cellular component: cytoplasm. Gene Ontology annotation, molecular function: peptide-methionine (R)-S-oxide reductase activity. Gene Ontology annotation, biological process: protein repair; response to oxidative stress. The coding region runs from base 1195 to 1749 and encodes 184 amino acids. The transcript has 7 exons.
CCUGCUCGCUGCGCUGCGCCCGACCGCUGCCUACGGGGAGCUUCAGCGGCGCCGGGCCCGGGCUCCGGCUUCGUGUGCGCUUUCGGAACUUGCCGGCUGUCCCCCGUGUGCGCGCUGUGUUACGCUGCUGACCGACGCGGUACAUGCGGGAAUCGGGGGUAGUGGGGUUCUUCCCGUCCCCGAUGAGCGGUGUGGCCGCGCUCCCGAAAUGGAGGAGCCGGACCCGCUCCUACUGGGGCGCAGUGCCGCGUUUGGGACCCGGAGGGAAUUGGUCCGGGGGGUGCUCUUCCCCCGCCGCACCGACACGAGGGCUCGCAGCGCGCUUGGCGGAGGAUUCCCAGCUCUUCGCUGCGCCGCUGCAUGCCUUUGCGGUUUGUCACGGUUCCCCGUCCGCCAAAUUUGGUCGGUAGCGGUGCCCUUAGCGCCUGUCUCUGGAAGCAGUUUCCGUGCGCCCGUCAUCCGAAGCUGACGUCCGCUCACAGCUUCCCAAAGAACCGCCGCGUCGCUGUAGGCACGGCCUCGUUUAGAACAGCGUUUCUUAAUUGUCGUUUAUAGAGUUUGUGUCGGGAAUUAAGUAAGGUGAAGAGCUUAACCAGAGGGACUGACUCAUUCCGUAAUUCUCAGAUGAAAGAAGAUUCGGUUGGGAUGGAGCUGUGCAGUGAAUUCCCCAAACCACUGGGCUUGGUGGAGUUGGGCCAUAUGUAGCUCAGCUCCAGGCUGCGGUUGGUCGGUCAUUUUCCUGUCUGACGUUUCUUGGAUCUCUGUUGUACACGUUUAAGAAGACCUUCUAGGAGAAAAAAAAGAGUUCUAUUUUUUCCUCCAAAAGCACAGCCCUUAAAAAUAGCGCCUUUGUGUAUGGGGUAACGUCACUAUAUUUGGUGACAAAGCCAUAUAAAGCAGUGGAUGCUCGACAAAAAUAAAAUCUUUUGAUGGAACGACCUUGUUGAUUUUUCCAAGCAGGGCUGCUCUGCCCUCUCACUGGGGUUGGCCUGAUGCACAUUUUCCGCCUGCGUGUACCCUACGGAUUUUUCAUGGCUCUGUGCUAGGGGAAACUUGCACAUGAGGAAAGCACUUGGUGUUUUGCCCUGAUAUUUAUGAAGGCACGGGAGGAUUUUGUUUGCCUGCUUGCAUUCAGGCAACUUGCUCUUGCCCCUGUUCUUUGCCUCUGGUUUUGUUGGUGAGGAUAUCACAGUGAUGUCUGCAUUCAACCUGCUGCAUUUGGUGACAAAGAGCCAGCCAGUGGCCCUGCGAGCCUGUGGGCUUCCCUCAGGGUCAUGUAGGGAUAAAAAAGACUGUAAGGUGGUCUUUUCCCAGGAGGAGCUGAGGAAGCGGCUGACACCCUUGCAGUACCAUGUCACUCAGGAGAAGGGGACGGAAAGUGCCUUUGAGGGGGAGUACACACAUCAUAAAGCUCAAGGAAUAUACAAAUGUGUUGUUUGUGGAACUCCUUUAUUCAAGUCAGAAACGAAGUUUGACUCCAAUUCAGGUUGGCCUUCCUUCUAUGAUGUGAUCAGUCCCGAUACAAUUACUCUCACUGAUGAUUUUUCCUAUGGGAUGCAUCGGAUUGAAAUAUCCUGCAGUCAGUGCGGUGCUCACCUCGGGCACAUUUUUGACGAUGGACCUCGUCCAACUGGCAAGCGGUACUGCAUAAACUCUGCUUCAUUAUCCUUCAAACCUGCAGAGAAGAACAGCACCGGGGAAGGCAGUGGUAGCACCCGUCCUGCCCAAACAGGCAAAGCUGAGCUGUAGGACAUGGCAAGCCUGCAGAGAGCUGCUCUCAUCCUGCACAGCUCACAAGGCAUGUUUUCUGAGUUGCCUGCUACCUUAUAUCCUAAGAAUGUGUAAAUGUAUGAAAGCAUUUUGCACCAUCCUUUUUCUUCCACUCCUUUCUGGAGCCGAGGCCUUGCCUGCCAGUGCAUUUUACUAUAUAAUUGGAUUGAAAAAUGCGUUGACUGACUCCACGGGUUUUGUUCUUUUGAUUUUUUUUUUUUUAGAGGUUGCUUUGGGGAAUCCUUAAAUCAAGGGGCUUUGGCACUAUGAGUUAGUAGUUUCUUCCUCUAGGUCUGAAUAAUAUUCCUUUUUGUGUGGGAGACGGGAAUUGUGUUUAUCUCCAGUUUAUAGGAAAUUUCUGGGCAUAAGAAGUCCCAGAUUCCCAGCACAUCUCUGCUUUGUUCUGACUUGCGAGGCACACAGCCUUUGGUCAUAUGCAUUCAGCCAUCUCCCAGUAUCAGCCGCACCCUGCAAAGACUUGUAUUUAUGGCUGUUCCUUCCCAACUAGAAGAGAUGGAUAAGAUGCAGAGCCCGUCCUUUGGCUAACUCACUGCCAAAAUUUCAAGGGUGUGGUUGAAAGGGUGUCUCAGCAUCUGUUUUCUCCUUUGGUAUUCAAAUCAAGGUUCUAACUAGUAAGGCUCACUUAUGCAAGCUCCUAAUGAGACUUUGUUGUUUUGUGAGGCCUGAAAUCUGAAUUAAAGCUGAAAUCUGCAGGGAGCCAUUCUGUGGGCAAGUGCGGAGAUGAACCAGAGCACUGAUAGAUGAGGGAUGACACCAGGCUCUUUAUCUGGUCAGUUGCUUGACAGUAGGAUUCAGAAACAGGACAAUUUCUGCUAAAGGGGAGCUCAGGAACGCAGCAGCCGGAGGGACACCUGAAGGGCCCUGUCUGAAGGUGUGGCCUGGACACGUGCUGCCUGCAGGGCGUGGCCCUUGUUUUGUGCAACUGCAAUAUAGGACACGAGUGCGGAGUUGGUUUAAGAAAUGAAUUGGAAAAAAAGCCUAUCAAAGCUCCAGCAGUUUUCAUGUAGCAAGUAUUUGCCGUCCCGUAAGAUGUUCUUCACAGCUGCUUUUAGAUUUUGUUGAAUAAGUUUGCCUAGAAUUGUGCUUAAUACUGUUCCUUAAGCUAUAACAUAUAGCAUUUGCUGACACCGCUUUGCCUUUAAGCAUUGAGAGACUUGAUGAAUACAGUAUUCACUUUUAUUAGCAAACUGUGUGACUAACAUAUUUGGAUCCAGUUUUAUUUCCAGGAGGAGCAAAACAACCACUGAUUUUUAUGGAAGCAGGAUUGAGGUUUUUAUGUCGGUGAUAAUAAACACAUUUCCUAGAGUACGAACAUACUUCAGUUAAAAUACAGCAACUGUAAAAGCAUGCAGAAUGGCCAGAAUCGCCUUUUUGACGAUGUAACAAACGCAUGAAAAAAAGCAUACAGUACCUUAGCUUAGACUACAUGCAAAUCGGAUGAUAAAUAUUUAGAGCUGAAAUGCUCAGGCUGUGGGGCAGUGAGCCCCUACUGUUGUGAGCGUUUCCCCAGAUGUCAUAAAAGGAAUCACUCAUAACAAGGGUGCUGCGGACUGACCUGUGCUGUUUCGAGGCAGUCAAGUUCCUCCUGGUCCCAUCGGUUUUUAGCAGUUUCUUAGAGAAGGGCUGCUCUGAUUCCUCACUUUUAUUUAAAGAAAAGUGGGUUUUCUCAACCACGUUUUCUGACAUAAACGUAAAAAAAAGGCAGCAUCUAUAAAAAUGUGGUACAUAAAUGUGGUUUAAUUCCAGAUUGCUGUUGGAUUUAAGUGUUAUCAAAUUUCAGUCUAUUUCUGCCUUAUGUUAAAGAAAUAUAUUGCUUAAACUUCAGUAUGCAGUAAUGUGUGCUGUCCUACAGGAGAUUUAUUUUUGCAGGAUAUGGAGUGCAAUGAAAUGAGUCAAUAUGGUGAGGUGUA